ACUUACACCGAUCAAAAAGCUCAAAUUAAGUAAAAUGAUGGAGGAAGAACAUAUAUGAUGUGAUCAUGGCGAGCAGCGAAGGUCGCGAGCUGUUCGUGUGGGACUGUGGCAGCCCGUUGUACGACUCCCACGAGGUCGCGUCGCUUGGCCACCUCAUCGACCGCCGGACCAUGUCCCUGCCGUGGUACUCCGGCCGCUGGAUCAUUAAUCCGCCGCCGUCUGCACCCACCGGACCCGACGCGGCCCGGCGGCCGAGCACGGUGAGAUCAUUGGCGGCGAAUCUGGUGAGGAGGAGGCGGGAGAGUAAGAGCAGCAGUAGCGAGAACAGUAGGGCGGCAGCGGCGGCGGCAGCUAAAACGACUGCGUUUUGGCUUGUCAAGAUGAGUUGCUUCGCCGCCGGCUUCUGCAAGCCGAAUUCUUCCGUCGAUGUCAUUGACAUGUUGUAAAACUUUUUUUUCUAGUGUAAUUUCUUUAGUCAAAGUAACUGCUUCCACGUUUAAUUUGAGGUUGAUAUAGUUGGAUUGAGUUUUAUCCGAUAAUAUUACAAUCUUUAAAAGUGUAUUCAGACUUCGAGUACUCGUUCAAUUCGACGAUUUGAAAAUGUACAGAAGGCUUCUCACACACCUUCGGGGCUGCAAAAUUUAUGUCAACGAGGGAUUAGCGUUCGGCGUCUACUAAAAAUUAGAUGGACCAUCGAGUGACUUACUUAAUUCAAUCAGUUGUAGAAUGUACGGGAUUGUGUGAUAAAUUGAAUUGUACAUG
Linum trigynum is the source of this 762-nucleotide messenger RNA. Lineage: Eukaryota; Viridiplantae; Streptophyta; Magnoliopsida; Malpighiales; Linaceae. The record is from the annotation of a GenBank genome assembly.